UCUCACGUUACCUGAAGCGUAUGAUCGUUAACGGAGAUUCAUGGCCUGAUCACUUCAUCGAAGACGUAGACGUGUUCAACACGAAUCCAGAUGUCGAGUUUUAUUCUCAGAUCACUAGAUUCGUGAUCGUUAAAACACGAAAAGAGGCUUGUGGUAGAACCGAUGGAUGUGAAUCGGGUUGCUGGAGGAUCAUUGGUCGUGAUAAACUGAUAAAAUCGAAGGAGACUGGGAAGAUUCUAGGGUUCAAGAAGAUUCUCAAGUUCUGCAAGAAGACGAAACCUAGAGAAUACAAGAGAAGUUGGGUAAUGGAAGAGUAUAGACUUACCAAUAACUUGAACUCGAAGCAAGAUUAUGUGAUUUGCAAGAUUCGGUUUCUGUUCGAAGCUGAGAUCAGUUUCUUGCUUGCCAAGCAUUUCUCGUAUCUCUCCACUAGGUCACCGCGUCCUGCAAAUCAAUUGUUGCCAGCUUAUGGAGUGUGUUUAUUCGAUACAGAAGCAGAGGGUGCAUUUUAUCUGCAGACGAUAAUCAAUUACGAUGGAAACACUUGGCCUAGCUACGUUACGAACAAUGUAUACCGUUUGCAUCCAUUGACGCUUGUAGAUCCUGAAGAUGACAAGUUUAAAGAGUUCGGAACGUGUAUCUUUGCUAACCGGACAAAGGCUUGUGGUAAAACCGAUGAAUGUGAUGGUGGUGGUUACUGGACGAUCGUAGAAGGUCAUAGAGGUAUCAAGUCAAAAACAGGGGAGAUUCUUGGUUACAGUAGGGUUUUUCAGUUGUCGGAAAAUGAGGAACCAAUAACUGUUUGUGAAGGAGAAGAUGUGAAGGAAGUUGCUUGGAUUAUAGAAGAGUAUAGGCUUGACGAAAAGAAGAAGAAGGAUAAAGUGUUGUGCGUUAUCAAGAAGAUCUUAAUCCCACUAAGCCCAAGGUAACAAGGAGAGACUUUUACUCUGGAUAUCAUAAUUAUCUAACGCAACAUACUAGAUAGUAACUGAUCAUGGAUUCAUGAGUCUUUGUGUUCUUUUUUUGUUUUCAACAAUAUGGUUUCUUAGUUUUUCUAUUCAAUUUGGUUUAGAGACUACUUCUAAUAUGCUUAUUUUGUUCUCAUCCCAUGGUUUGUGGUUGUGAGAGGUGAAGUUUGUGGUUAAACACAAAAUAACGCUAAUCGAAUAUAACAAUGAAAUUAGC
Molecule: messenger RNA, 1185 nt
Organism: Arabidopsis arenosa
Lineage: Eukaryota; Viridiplantae; Streptophyta; Magnoliopsida; Brassicales; Brassicaceae
Source: the annotation of a GenBank genome assembly